AUGGUAAACGAAGAAGAAAGUAAUGCUUCCGCUCUCAAAUUUUGGUCUGAAGUACAGUUACCAGAUGCACCGGUGGUGUCUCCUUAUACUUUGUCUAGUUCCGACAACCCCAGGGCUAUGAUCUCGUCUGUUUUGUUAACCGGUGAUAACUACAAUAAGUGGGCAACUGAGAUGCUCAACGCUCUCCAAGCCAAACAAAAAACUGGUUUCAUAAAUGGAGCAAUUGUACAACCAGCUCGUGAUGAUCCUGACUAUGAGAAUUGGUUGACAGUGAACUCGAUGAUUGUUGGGUGGCUACGAACCUCUAUUGAACCUAAGGUUCGAUCUACCGUUACUUUCAUCACCAAUUCUCAUCACCUGUGGUCGGAUUUGAAGCAACGUUUCUCAGUGGGAAACAAGGUGCGUGUUCACCAAAUUCAAGGUCAGCUUGCCUCAUGUCGCCAAGAGGGACAAUCCGUCAUAGAUGUUUCUGGUGGAAAUAGGCAUGUGGGUUUCCUUGCUCAUACUGAUGUUUCUGGUGGAAAUAGACCUGACUCUAUCUUAAACAAGGGACGCCUCUCGUGUUCUCAUUGUGGAUGUACCGGUCAUGAGAAGCGCGAUUGUUGGCAAUUGGUUGGUUUUCCGGACUGGUGGACAGAACAUAAUGAGAAGGGUCCCAAUGGCCGUGGUACAAGUAGUCGAGGAAGAGGUGGUCGUGGUUCUAGUCCUGCCGGUGGCGGUCAUGGACGCGAUGAUCAUCUUCGCGCCUUGACUCAGCUUCUUCAAGAGAAAUCCACCAAUGCCAAUCCAAGUCCUGCGGGUUCCGACAAGUUGUCUGGUAAGCUUAAUCUUGGCAAUGUCAUCUUGGAUACAGGUGCGUCCCAUCAUAUGACUGGGACGUUAUCCUUGUUAACCGAUGUUGUUCCUAUCCAACCAAGUCCGGUUGGAUUCGCUGAUGGUAGUAAGGCGUUUGCUGUUAGUGUGGGAGUGUUUCCUCUUUCAAACAAUGUCAAGUUGACAAAUGUUCUCUUUGUGCCAUCGUUAAACUGCACAUUGAUCUCUGACCAUUUUUCGAAGAAUUUGAUUGGAAGCGGUGAAGAGCAUGAUGGUGUGUAUUACCUAACGGAUGUAGCUACAACGAAGAUUCAUAUGGCUAAAGGAUUUCCUGAUCAAGCUUUAUGGCAUAGGCGUUUAGGUCAUCCGAGUUUCUCUGUUCUUUCAGCUUUACCUCAAUUUAAACGUGUUUACUCUUCUGUUAGUUCCUCGUCUUGUGAGUACACGGAACGACAGUUUGGAAAAACUGUUAAGACGGUUCGUAGUGACAAUGGGACGGAGUUUAUGUGUCUUGCAUCUUAUUUUCGUGAAAAUGGUAUCAUUCAUCAAACAUCUUGUGUUGGGACACCGCAACAGAACGGUCGUGUCGAACGCAAGCAUCUUCAUAUUCUUAAUGUUGCUCGGGCUUUGCUGUUUCAGGCAAGUUUACCAAUCAAGUUUUGGGGUGAAGCAGUUCUAACAGCUGCAUAUUUGAUAAACCAAACUCCGUCUUCUAUUCAAUCUGGUUGUUCUCCUUAUGAGAUUCUUCAUAAAAGCAAACCGGAUUAUGAUCAACUUCGUGUUUUUGGGUCAGCUUGUUAUGUUCAUCGUCUAACACGUGAUAAGGACAAAUUUGGACAGCGUAGUAGGGUGUGCGUAUUUGUUGGUUAUCCUUUUGGCAAAAAGGGAUGGAAAGUCUUCGAUAUUGAACGGAAUGAAUUUUUGGUGUCUUGCGAUGUUGUUUUCCAAGAAAACGUGUUUACUUUUGCCACAUCACAUGGUUCUUCUCCGUUGUCUGUUCCUCCUUUGGUUGUCUCCGGUGAUGAUGACUGGUUGGUUCCGACUUUGUACGACAGGGGGAGUCCUGCAACGAGCCUUCCUUCUGAUCAAGACAACAACACCGGUGGAGAUUUACUUGUUGUUGGUCUGGAUCCUAUGCCAUCAUCGGCGCCUCCUAUUGUUGACAACACAGAAGAUGUCUCUUCUGUUCACCCAGACUCUGCUACUCCACUAACGCCUGCAAUAACUGGUUCUCCAGACAGUCCGGACUCUGUUUCUGCAAUUGUUUCGGUUCCACAGUCGGUUCCCACUCCUCCGUCGAAACACUGUAAGAGCAUUCGUACUACACAACCUUCUGUGAGGUUACAAGAUUAUGUCCUCUAUAAUGCUACACACACACCAUCACAUCACGCUCUUCCCGGCUCACCUACUCAGUCUUCGACAUUGGUGCAAGGUACGUCUCCUUAUCCUCUAACAGAUUUUGUGUCUGAUGAAAAUUUUUCCCCUAGCCACCAUGCUUACUUGGCUGUUAUCACUGCUAAUACGGAGCCAAAGCAUUUUAAGGAAGCUGUUAAAAUCAAGGUUUGGAAUGAUGCUGUUGUUAAAGAGGUUGAUGCUUUGGAACUUCUUCGGACUUGGGAUGUGUGUGAUUUGCCUCCUGGCAAAAUCGCCAUUGGCUGUCAAUGGGUCUUCAAAAAUAAGUAUAAUUUCGACGGUAUGUUGGAACGUCACAAGGCUCGCCUUGUUGCUCUUGGCAAUACUCAAGUUGAGGGGGAGGAUUACAGGGAAACUUUUGCUCCUGUUGUUCGUAUGACGACAGUUCGUACUCUUCUUCGUCUUGUGGCUGCUAAUCAAUGGAAGGUUUAUCAGAUGGAUGUUCAUAACGCCUUUCUCCAUGGUGAUCUUGAAGAGGAUGAAGCUUCCUCCUGGUUUUCGUCAUUCUCAUCCUGGCAAAGUUUGUCGCCUUCACAAGUCUCCGUAUGGUUUAAAACAGUCCCCGCGUUGCUGAACAUUGAAUUACGGGUGUUAAUCUAUGUUGAUGACCUUAUCAUUUGUGGAAAUGAUGGGCACAUGCUUACGAAGUUUAAAGAGUAUCUUGGUCGUUGUUUUGCAAUGAAGGAUUUGGGCAAACUGAAAUAUUUUCUUGGUAUCGAAGUAAGCCGUGGUCCGGACGGCAUUUUCUUGACACAACGUAAAUAUGCUCUUGACAUCAUUGCUGAUACUGGUAAUCUUGGUUCUCGUCCAGGUUAUACUCCUCUUGAACAGAAUCAUCGUCUUGCUUCCGAUGAUGGUCCUUUGCUUUUGGACCCUAAGCCUUACCGUCGUUUGGAGUCUCCUGGUCAGGGUAUUAUGCUUAAGGCGGACAUGGAUUUGUCCAUUGAUGUAUAUUGUGAUUCGGAUUGGAGUUCUUGCCCGAAAACUCGUCGUUCCUUAAGUGCUUACGUUGUACUACUCGGUGGUUCGCCCAUUGCUUGGAAAGCUAAGAAGCAGGACACAGUUUCCCAUUCGUCCACCGAGGUCGAAUAUAGGGCUAUGUCAUUUGCACUUAAGGAGAUUAAAUGGUUGCAUAAGUUGCUCAAGGGUUUUGGUAUCAACCGCGCUGCGCCUACUCGUUUGUUCUGUGAUAGCAAGGCAGCUAUUCAUAUCGCCUCUAAUCCAGUGUUUCAUGAACGUACUAAGCAUAUUGAGAAUGAUUGUCAUGCUGUUCGGGAUGCUGUUCGUGAUGGCAUUAUUACUACUGAACAUGUUCGCACCACUGAACAGUUAGCGGAUAUCUUUACAAAGACUCUUGGUCGUGAUCAGUUUCAUUAUAUUAUGUCCAAGUUGGGGGUUCAGGAUCUUCACACUCCAACGUGA
Molecule: messenger RNA, 3648 nt
Organism: Camelina sativa (false flax)
Lineage: Eukaryota; Viridiplantae; Streptophyta; Magnoliopsida; Brassicales; Brassicaceae
Source: RefSeq, a predicted model, not a curated record